AUGCCUAUGUUUGUGAGUAAGAGGACUUCGAUCUCUACUAUUAGGUUUAAUAAUUAGUCAUUACACAAGUAAUAGUAAAAGUUGAGCACUUAAAACUCAUAGUUGCAAGACCUCCUAUCAUCAAAGCAAUUUAGUAAUUUUGUACAGCAGUAAAACAGCUAGAAAUUAAGCAUCUUUGAGAAAUAAAAAGCCUUGAGUAAGUUGUUUAAAAUCAACCUAAUGGACAAAGAUAGAAGAGAUUCGAUUUAAUAUGUUGGGGCAGAAUCAAUUAGGGACAUAAAUUACUCAUCUACUUUGAUGACUGAUAACAAACAAUAAGUUAGUAAUAGAUUUAGUCAAUAAAACGAUUCUAUUCACAUAAUAAAACAGUAAGAUCAGUCUAUUGAAAUCGCAUUAAGCUAGUAAAGUAGAUACAGAUAACUUACAAAUAAGAUUAAGACUCAGGCCAUUCUGAAUGACGAUAAAUUAAUUAGUAAUAUAAGGGCUAUGCGAUAAAUGGUUUCACCUCAGAGGGCAAGACCUGGUAAUGAGAACUCCCCCAGGGGUAGUCCGAUAAAACAACCAUCUCUGCUACCAGAAAUAAAAAACUAGAGAACUAAUUUACUCAAUAUAAAUGAUAUGAGCAGUGCAGAGUUUCUUAGAAUCCAAAGUAAAGAUAAAUUUUCGCACAAAAACUCUAAAGAGACUUUAUAAGAUGCCGUAUUAUUUGAAUAUGCACAUUUUGUUAAGAUUUAUGAAGGCGGCACUAGUGAAAUUACAGAGAAGACUAAGCAUGUUGAGAUAGACUUAAACUCUUUCAAGAAGAAAUUUUUCAUUUUUAUUGGAGCGAAUGAGCAUCUUGAGCCAGGCAAAGCAAUCUAGAUGUAGUAAAAAUUCUAUGAUUAGGCUUUUCUAGAAAUUGUUGAGUAGUGCACUGAGGAAAUGGGUUAUGAGAGUAUAGGAGAAAAAUCUGUUAAAGAGAGAAGACUUAUCAAGUAGUUCAAGUUUUUGUAUUUGAUAGAUGGGACUAAAAUUGAGAGUCUAUUAUAGAUACCAGAUGAUACUCAUCAUUUGAUAGUUACUUAGAAAGAUUAGUUUAAUAAGAUUACAUUUAAAGAGGGUGAAACUUUAACUGAAAAAAAUCAAGACACUAAAUAAGAUAUUCAAAACACACUUUUAAAAUUUCAAGAUUCAGUAAUCGCAUCUCUAGACCUAAACAAAUCAAUAGAAGAAAAGAAUGUUAAAUUAUCAUUGAAACUAAUAAAUGAAAAAAGAACUCAAUCAUUCUCCAAAAAGUUCAAUAGAGAGAUGUAUGGUAAGCCUAUCUGUGUAAGAUUACCGAACUUGAAUUCAACUUUCCAUGGUAAGUUUGAGGAUAGAACACUGACUUAGAAAAAUAACAGCAAAAAGAGUGAGAUCAAUAAAUCAUUUAAUUUUGACGAUAGAACACCAAGAUUCGGUCAUUCCAUGAUAUCUGAGCAAAUUCUAGAAGAAACUUUUUCAUAGAGAGCUAAGUAAGAAGAAAAAAAUAUGCCCUCUGUUGAAAAAGAAAUUCAGCACAACAAGAUAUUACAGUAAGCAAUGAGCAAGAAAAAUGAAUGGCUUGAUAAGUAUGGUCUCACUAGUAGGAGCCUAUAUGAACUAUUCAGUGAAUUUGUUUCAAUGAUAAUGCUAAGCAAAUAAAUUGAACCUGUUAAAAAGGACUAUGAUGUGAUUAACAAAGUACUACCCGUUCAUGAAAAUCAAAAGAUGAGCUUAUAUUACAAGGAAUAAAGAAUGAAGAAAUAGCCUAAGCUAGAUUUUGAUUGCAUGGAAAUUCCUAUUGACAUAUUUAAAUAAUACAGUAUUAUGAUUAAGGCUUAGAAUAAAACAAUGAUAGACAGAUUUUUACACUCUGUCGGCUUAGAAAUUUACAGUCCUCAUUGCAUGGUACCUUGGGAAACUUUUAUCUUUGUCAAUUGCUUGCUGAAAUUUUACUCAGCUUCUAAAGAUGAGUACAUCGAAUUCUUUUUAGGGGUGUUUGAUCCCUAUAAAAUGGAUAUUGUCAAGAAAUCAGAUUUUGAGUAGAUUAUUGACGAUAUGUUUAAGGAUCAGUUUUCAGCUGGAAUAGAGGAGGAUUAAAAUGCUCUAGCGAAUGAUAUCAAGAGAAGAUUAAGAGAAAAAGGAGUGACUAAUGAAACUGGCGAUCUAAUUAUAGAAGAUUUAAGAGAAGGUUUUAAAUCUGGAAGGAUAGAUAUUGAAAUUUUCAAAUAAGCCUUGAAAUGA
Molecule: messenger RNA, 2244 nt
Organism: Stylonychia lemnae
Lineage: Eukaryota; Ciliophora; Spirotrichea; Sporadotrichida; Oxytrichidae
Source: the annotation of a GenBank genome assembly